Molecule: messenger RNA, 1749 nt
Organism: Myodes glareolus (Bank vole)
Lineage: Eukaryota; Metazoa; Chordata; Mammalia; Rodentia; Cricetidae
Gene: Mcub
Product: mitochondrial calcium uniporter dominant negative subunit beta
Biological process (GO): calcium import into the mitochondrion; mitochondrial calcium ion homeostasis
Cellular component (GO): uniplex complex
Molecular function (GO): calcium channel inhibitor activity
Source: RefSeq, a predicted model, not a curated record
GCUAUUUAGUGGAGGAUGGCCUUGAACUACCGAUCUUCAGGCCUCUGUUUCCAAAUCUGGGGUCCCAGGCCUGCCUCACCACUUCCGGCACUGGCUGCUGUCAACAGCAGCGUGGUGUGGGCCUGGCUCUUGUUCUUUUCUCAAGAAAUACGUGCGGGAAGAAGAGAGGCACCAGAAGCCUAAGACUGGGAACUCCACUUGCUCUUUCUAAAAAACAAACAAACAAAAAAAUGGUUUAUUUUUUGUCGGAGGAAAAAUACCGAGCCUGGAGCCCGGGUGUGCACCAAGCCAAGUGGAAGCGGAGACACACCCUCCUGUCACCGCCCCAGUUGGCGGGGCGGGCUGAGCUCUGGCGUCUGGAGGAUGAGUCGCUGAUGCCAGGAGCUCCGGCCAGGCAGGAGGAUGCUCCUGAGCCGGCUCUACCUGGGACGGUCGCGGCUGCUGCCGACGAUUCGAGCCCACGAUCAUGCAUGUCCGAGGCCACUGUCACCCACACCCCAGGUGCCAAGACAGAUGCCCUACUACCUCUGGAUCUAAGGCCUGGCACCCAGAGCGGAUCUUUACAGAACUCUCCUGUGGCUCACCAGCCGAGCAAAAGUUGCGGAGUGAGGCCUAUCCUGUCUUCACUGCAGACUGUGGACAGGAAACUGUUCAUCGCGUUCAUUGCCGAAUAGUAUUUAUUAUGGUUUUAUUUAUGAAACUGUAUGGAAACCCAAAAUAUUACCAAGCACUCUAUUAUGGAACAGCGUUGCCACCUGAUGAAAUAACAGUCAGUUAUCGACACGGCCUUCCCUUGGUGACCCUGACUCUGCCAUCCAGAAGAGAGCGUUGUCAGUUUGUCGUCAAGCCGAUGGUGUCAACAGUUGGCUCCUUCCUUCGGGACUUACACAAUGAAGACAAAGGCAUCAAAGCUGCGGCCAUCACCACAGCAGAAGGCAGUGAGAUUCCAGCCUCAACGUUGAUGGACACUUUGCUAAUGAAAGAUUUUAAACUCAUCAUUAACGAACUAGCCUAUGAUGUUCGGUGUCACAAGAAAGAAAAACCAAGUGCCGAGUGCACGAUUGAGAUGGAAAACAUGAAAUCUCUGGUUCACAGACUAUUUACAGUCCUGCACUUAGAGGAAUUUCAGAAGAGAAGAGAGCGUCACCUGAUGGCAAAGAUUGACCACCUGAAGGAACAGCUGCAGCCCCUGGAGCAGGUCAAAGCUGGAAUAGAAGCUCGAUCAGAAGCCAAAACCAGCGGACUCCUGUGGGCCGGCUUAGCCCUGCUUUCCGUGCAGGGAGGGGCACUGGCCUGGCUUACGUGGUGGGUGUACUCCUGGGAUAUCAUGGAACCAGUCACCUUCUUCCUUACGUUUGCAAAUUCCAUGGUCUUUUUUGCGUACUUCAUCAUAACCCGACAGAACUACACCUACUCUUCCCUUCGGAGCAGGCAGUUUCUUCAGUUCUUCCACAAGAAAUCGCAGCAGCAGUGCUUUGAUGUGGAGCAAUACAACAAGCUAAAGGAGGACCUCGCGGAGGCCACAGAAUCCCUGGAGACCGUGCGCCACGCCCUCCAUUUGCGACUGCCGGGAGAGGAGCUCAAGGAGAAGAAUUAGUCCCAUGUUUUUAAGCAUCCCGGGCCACGUGCCUCUUUUGUAACUUACCAACCGGACAUUUUUAAGGUCGUGUUCAUUUCCAUUUGACAGCUUCAGAUGUUGUUUGGCUAAUAAACGUGUGUGGAGCAGAGUACUCUGCCCUUCUCACAUGA